Molecule: messenger RNA, 1518 nt
Organism: Paramecium tetraurelia
Lineage: Eukaryota; Ciliophora; Oligohymenophorea; Peniculida; Parameciidae
Exons: 4
Biological process (GO): transmembrane transport
Molecular function (GO): transmembrane transporter activity
Source: RefSeq, a predicted model, not a curated record
AUGUUAUAAGAAAAAGAUAGCAAGCAAUCCUAUCUCAUAAAAUAACCGUUAUAAAAAACUUGGGUAUUGUGGUUGGCUUUGGGCUUGGCUUGCUUCUUACUUUUUGGAGAUGCAUACGCUUUCGAUAAUCCCAUGGCCUUGCAAUCCACAAUCCAAAGCGAAAUGAAUUUGAACAAUGUGCAAUUUAAUAUGCUUUAUUCCAUCUACUCAGCUCCAAACAUCAUACUACCAUUCUUCGGAGGCAUCCUGAUAGACAAGAUUGGAGUCAGAAUUAGCAUACUCAUCUUUUCAUCAAUAUUGAUCUUGGGUCAAGCAGUAGUUGUGAUUGGAGGAUACACAUUAUCAUAUGGCACUAUGUUAGCAGGUAGAUGCAUAUUUGGCAUUGGAUCUGAGAGUUUGAAUGCUGCCUAAGCUGCAAUUAUGUCAUAAUGGUUUUAAGGAGGUUAAGUGAGUUUAGCAUUGGGAUUAUGUUUAUCAAUACCUAAAUUAGGUAGUGCAAUGAAUAGUUUGGUCAGUCCUAUCAUCCAGGCCAAACAUGACAAUUUGGGAUUCACUUUUUUGAUUGGCUUAUUCAUAGUAAUAUUUUCAUGGGGAUGUGGUUUAGCACUUAUUUAUUUAGAUAAGAAGAAUGAGGAAUUAAUGGAGAUUUGGAAAUAAAAUAAUCUUGAAUAAGAGAAGAAAGAAGAAAAGAAGGAAGAAAUAAUGCAAUAAGAAAUGAGUUUAUAAAUUAAGAAGAGUGAAACUACUGAGAGUGAUCGUUCUGAAUCCUUACUUAAUGAUGAUGAUGACGAUGAUGAAAACGAUGAUGACGAUGAAGAGGAGCAGGAGAGUGCUCAUGAAGCUAAGGAGGAAAUCAAGUUAUCAGAUCUAAAAAACCUAGAUGGUUCCUAUUGGAUUUUAUCAUGCAUCAUUAUGUUGAGUGAAGCAUUGUUUGUUCCUUUCUUAGAUAAUGGAAAUGCAUUCUUCCAAAUUAAAUUUGGGUUUAGUUAACAAUCAGCAGGUGUUUUACUCACCAUACCCUAUGUUUUUGCAGCUUGUGUAACCCCAUUUGUUGGAAUCUAUAGUGAUAAAAUCAGAUAACGAUCUCUCCUCAUUGUGUUGACUACUGUCAUAUUCAUAGUUACUCAUUUGUGUUUACUACUCAUAUAUUGUGAUACUGCCUGUGGAGUUUCCGCAUUACCAUUGCUUUCGUUGGGAAUAUGUUAUUCAUUUUAUUCUGCCAUAUUGAUUCCCUCUAUUCCUCUUGUGGUCAAGGCUUAAAUGAUAGGUACUGCAUUUGGAUUGUUAGGAGUUAUGUAAAAUACUGCCUUGGCUUUAUUUCCAUUGAUAACUGGCAGCAUCUACAAUAGUCAUCUCAUAAAUGAACAAGGGGAAGUGGAUCCUUUCCAGGGAUAUGUAUAUUAAUCUUAUUUUUUUGUUGGUGUCAGUUGUUUUAAUUUUGUGAUUGCAAUAAGUCUUUAUUUGUUUGAUAAAAAUGGGAGCAAAAAGUUAAGUCGAUUAAAGUCAAAGAGCAAAUGA